AUGGCUUCCAAGAUUUACAAUGUCGGCAUUGUUGGCUAUGGCUUCAGCGCCAAGGUCUUCCAAAUUCCCUUUGUGAAGGAGGUCCCAGAGCUCAAGCUUUAUGCAAUUGUCCAGCGCACCCCGAAGCCAGACGAUGACGCGGAGGAGGACCACCCCGGUGUGAAGUCUUUCCGUACCACCGAGGAGAUGGUCCAGGACCCCGCAAUCGACGUGGUGAUCAUUACUACUGCCCCCGAUUCUCACGUUGAGCUGUCCAAGCUGGCGCUUGAGGCUGGCAAGCACGUUGUCUGCGAGAAGCCCUUUACCCCCACCACCCAGGAAGCCGAUGAGCUCAUCGCCAUUGCGAAGAAGAAUAAUAAGCAGCUUGCCGUAUUCCAGAAUCGCCGCUGGGAUGCCGAUUUCGUAACUCUCUCCAAGCUCGUCAAGAACGGCUCACUUGGCCGCAUCUCCGAGUUUGAAACUCACUUCGACCGUCACCGCCCUGAGGUGCCUGCUGCUGACUCUCACAAGUGGAAGCACAAGUCCAUCCCCGGUAACACAGCGAUCCAUGAUCUUGGAAGCCACCUCCUGGAUCAGGCCGUGCACCUGCUUGGACUACCCAAGCGAGUGACCGGUUUCAUUGGCUCCGCCCGGGGAGUCACCUCAUCUUCAUUCGAGGACUCCUUCACCGUUCUGCUGCACUAUGCCGACGGCUCUAUGGUUACCGCCAAGGCGACCGUUGUCAGCCCUGAGGAGGAGCAGCUGCGCUUUUGGGUGCGCGGUGAUAAGGGUAGCUUCAAGAAGUACCACCUUGAUAUCCAAGAAGAGCAACUCAAGGCCGGCAUGACGCCCCAGGAUAAGGGCUACGGCUGUGAGCCCAGCGAGCGUUACGGUACUCUGACUACUAUUCACAACGGCAAGCCAGUCAAGGAGGUGGUUCCCACCGUGGAGGCCCCCACCUACACUGAGUACUACCGCAAGCUUGUCCGCGCUCUCAAUGGCGAGGGUGAGCUCCCUGCCAGCGGCGUGGAGGCUCGUGAGAUCAUUCGUUUGAUCGAGUUGGCUCGCGAGAGUUCCCGCACUGGACGUACUUUGGACGUCUAA
Molecule: messenger RNA, 1083 nt
Organism: Penicillium vulpinum
Lineage: Eukaryota; Fungi; Ascomycota; Eurotiomycetes; Eurotiales; Aspergillaceae
Product: putative NAD binding Rossmann fold oxidoreductase
Exons: 4
Coding region: 1-1083 (360 amino acids)
Molecular function (GO): nucleotide binding
Source: RefSeq, a predicted model, not a curated record